AUGACCAACAUUAUGGAUGAUCCAUUAACAGCUGGCCCCGAGUUCACGUCGAAGCCUGUAGGUCGAGCCCAAGGCAUGUAUUCUACUUCCUCUAUGGAGGAAUUAAGUUUAGUCUGUGCCAUGAAUUUCAUUUUCACUGAUGACAAGUACAAUGGCAGUACUAUAACCAUUUUUGGUAACAAUCCGAUUCUCCAACAGCGUAGAGAGCUCCCGGUUAUUGGAGGAACUGGUGUCUUUCGAAUGGCAAGCGGAGUUGCCAUGUUGAAUACCAUCUACUUUGAUGUUGCUGGUGGAAAUGCAACGGUUGAGUACAAUGUUAUGCUCCAGCAUUAUUAA
Daucus carota subsp. sativus is the source of this 336-nucleotide messenger RNA. Its product is annotated as dirigent protein 21. The coding region runs from base 1 to 336 and encodes 111 amino acids. The record is from RefSeq and is a predicted model, not a curated record. NCBI's taxonomy places the organism in Eukaryota, Viridiplantae, Streptophyta, Magnoliopsida, Apiales, Apiaceae. The transcript has a single exon.